This is a messenger RNA of Ogataea angusta, 462 nucleotides long. RefSeq lists its product as uncharacterized. Bases 1 to 462 code for a protein of 153 amino acids. NCBI's taxonomy places the organism in Eukaryota, Fungi, Ascomycota, Pichiomycetes, Pichiales, Pichiaceae. Gene Ontology annotation, cellular component: endomembrane system. The record is from RefSeq and is a predicted model, not a curated record. Gene Ontology annotation, biological process: intracellular protein transport. The transcript is spliced from 2 exons. Gene Ontology annotation, molecular function: GTP binding; GTPase activity.
AUGACCACCGUUAUUCCUCAUAUGGACUUUGAUGUCGUGAGCCCGCGACUCAGUGCUGAUUUCAAGUUGGUGCUGCUUGGGGAGUCCUCUGUGGGAAAAUCAUCAAUAAUACAACGCGUACAAAAUGGCACGUUUGACGAUACAAAGGCGUCCACUGUUGGUGCCGCUUUUGUGUCCAAAAAGGUCAGCAAAGACAAUGGCGACAAGAUGGUCAAUUUGCAGAUUUGGGAUACCGCUGGACAGGAGAGGUUUCACAAUCUCACACCGCUAUACUACAGAAACUCAAAUAUGGCAUUUAUUGUGUUUGAUAUGACUAGUAUAGAUAGUUUCAGGAAGGCUGAAUACUGGAUAAAAGAGUUGGAAACUUACAAGAGCGACAACAACUCCUCUCUCAAGCUUGUCCUUGUGGGCAACAAAUGUGAUCUUGUGAGUGGAGAAUUGCAAAGGAGAAUAUUGGCUUGA